This is a messenger RNA of Clarias gariepinus (North African catfish), 4903 nucleotides long. Its product is annotated as sal-like protein 4. Gene Ontology annotation, cellular component: nucleus. The transcript has 3 exons. Gene Ontology annotation, molecular function: DNA-binding transcription factor activity, RNA polymerase II-specific; RNA polymerase II cis-regulatory region sequence-specific DNA binding. Bases 267 to 3863 code for a protein of 1198 amino acids. Lineage: Eukaryota; Metazoa; Chordata; Actinopteri; Siluriformes; Clariidae. The record is from RefSeq and is a predicted model, not a curated record. Gene Ontology annotation, biological process: regulation of transcription by RNA polymerase II.
GUUGCAUCUCCGCCACCAGUGCGCGUGCUGACUUUUAUUUUAUUUUUUUUUUCAUCGAUUUUUAUUAAGAAAAAAAAGAAGAAGUGUGCUGCAUGCGUGACUUUACGUUCAGUCUGAAUUUGGCGUGUGUAGUGCUGAAGUCGCGUUUUCGACUUUAUUGUGCUGUCGCUUUAAUUGACGAAUUCACGGCAGCGCGAGACCUCGAGGAGACCCGCUGACUCCCGCUGAUGACCCCGUCGUCACUCGGCGAGCCCUGGCCGUGAAUCAUGUCGCGCCGAAAGCAGAAACGACCUCAGCAGCUCGUUAACGCGGAUCCGGGGGGCACGCGCCUGGUUUCGCAAGAUAAUCAGUUGGCUGUGAAGUCACCAUCAAACUCUCUGGCCUCAGAACCUACCUCAUCUUCCUCAUCAUCUCCAUCCCCUUCUUCCCUCCAGGACUGUCAACCUCCCCUUGCCCCAAGGCCCUCACCUGGUGGCCUGCAUGCCCCUUCCCUUCCUAACGAAAGUUCCUCCCCUCCACACUGGCCUAGCCAUAUUGUUCCCUACACCACAUCUCUUCCCAAUACCCAUUCUUCUCUCUCCCCAGAUUUCCCCCACCCUUCCUUGUCUUCCCAGACUCACUCCCCUCCUCCUGUGCAACAGAACACUUCCCACAUUCCGCUACAUCAGCCUCAUUCCACCAUAUCCUCGCCUCAGAUGGGUAUCUCAGCCACAACCACUGGUUCAUCCUCUGCAUCCUCAUCAUCCCUAAAUGCUAUUUCUCAUGCAAGGAGCCCUAAUUCCACACAACAAACCCCUUCUAGUCUACCAGAGGAGGUUCAUGUGCCACCUACCCUGGCUGUGCUUUUAGAAGAACUUAGGGUUUUGCAACAGAGGCAAAUACACCAAAUGCAGAUGACUGAGGAAAUCUGCAGACAAGUGCUACGUUUGGGUGGAGUAAUCACCAACCAGGGUACAACAUCUAUGGAAACCCCACAAAGAACCUCUGAGUCUCUCUCACCUUCUCUCCCCAAUUCAGGUCCUUCCCAAGCUACAGCCCCUUCUAUAACUUCCUCUCUUCCAACCCUAAUCCCAGAAUCUGUUUCAAACCUCACCAUAUGUAAUACUAAUGGGCACAAAGAUUCAUAUUCCUCUUCAUCAUCCACACCAUCUUCCUCUGCCUCAUCUCUGGUGUCCUCAGGAGCUUCUGUGCUACCUCUUUCUUUGUCAUUGGGUAUUCCCCGAUACCUACAUGAAAAGUCUUCUAACACAUCAUUGAGCCAGGGCAGUGCUGUUAGUUACCAAACUCCUUCUCUGCUCACCUCUAGUACUCAGGAGCAACUGUCACUCAGCUCUGCUGUGGGAUCCUCAGCUGGAUCAUUGAGCAACUCAACUGGGCGCCAGCAGCAUGUCUGUCGAUUUUGUGGUAAAGUUUUGAGCAGUGACUCCUCCUUACAGAUUCAUCUGAGAUCCCAUACAGGUGAAAGGCCAUACCAGUGUCCUGUCUGUCUCAGUCGCUUCACUACACGUGGGAAUCUUAAGGCCCACUUUCUGCGGCACCGUGAGCAGAACCCAGAGCUGUCACUAUCCCUACUUCCACCUGCUCUGUCAGAGCAGAACCAGUCAGGAUCUGGGCUUGUGGCAGUACAGAGACGCAGAAAACGCCGUGCAGAAGAUGAUGAGCCUUUUGCAGUUAAAGGUGGUGUGAGUGUCUCAGAUGGCUUAGCCCUUGGCUUUUUAUCUGGUUCAUCUUCUCGCAUGUCUUCUUCUUCCCUGCCACUCCCUCCCAGUGUAGAUUUGGCUCUCUUGUCCACUGCCCAUUCCCUGCUACAGCUCAAUCGUGCAUCUGCCUCAACAGUGGCAUCUGCUUCAGCUAGUAUACAGUCUUCUUCUGCAUCUACUACCCCCUCUUCUUUUUCAUCUGCUUUAACAAACCAGUUUAAAGGUGCUAAGCAACAGAGAUUUGAUGAAAAUACCCCUCCACACUCCACCAUACAUCCCACUUCUCCAUACUCCCAGCUAGCCCACCUCCCCAAGAUCCUGUUUCCUGCAGGUCCCUCUCCUCAUCACCCUAGUCUGGCCCUCCUUCGGCCUCCUCAUCUUCCGUCUCCCCAACACCAGCUCACUUUUCCCUUUUCCCCUUACCCAAAACCUCAAUCUUCAUCACCCUCCUCCUCAUCUCCAUCGUCUUCAGCUGCUACUUCUGACACCUGCAAGCUCCAGAGACUGGCACAAAAGCUGGAGAAGCAACCUCCAUCAAAACCCUUCAACGAAGACCAAACUAAUGGCAGUACUCAAGCUAAGCAUGAUGUUUCUACCACCACAACCACCAAUACUAUCUCAGAAUAUAGGAGGGAGAUGAUGACAGCCCUGGGUCUAAAUCCUAAUCCCAACAGCGAUCUGAGCACCCAGAGCAUCUCUGGAUCAGUUCCCUCUCUACCAUCUCUGGUGCCUAACCAAUGUGGAGUUUGUCUGCGUGUGCUAAGUUGUCCCAGAGCACUUCGUCUUCAUCAGGCUACUCACCUUGGUGAACGUCCUUUUCCUUGCAAGCUUUGUGGUCGCUCUUUCUCAACUAAAGGAAGUCUAAGGGCUCAUCUGGCCACUCACAGAGCACGUCCACCAAAUACACGAACACAGAAUUCUUGCCCACUUUGCCAGCGUAAAUUCACCAAUGCUGUGGUACUGCAGCAUCACAUUAGGAUGCAUCUAGGGGGGCAGUUGCCACCAGAGGGCAAUGGCGAUCUGGGAACGGAGGAACAAGCUGAUCAAAUGGGCAGUGUCAUACUGCCAAAGUCUAUCCAAUCUCUUCCUCUUAAUAUGAGUGUUUCUUCUUCUAUUGCGAGUACACUUCAGUCAAGCACUGCUUUAAGAACUAGUACAUCACCUGAUGCGAAACAAGCAGAAGGUUCUGAAAAAGAUGCAUGUAACAUACCUGUUAAUCAAGAAAAUCAGACACCUGACCAAGUCUCAGAGAAGCAAGAUCCCACUAGCCCAUUUACCAGUGAUGGCACAUCUGCUAACUCCUCUCCUUUAAAAGAAGAUCCUGACAAUGAUACAAACCCAUGCGGUGUUAGUGAUUAUAGUCUCAGUGCUUUCAAAGCUCUUCAUAGUAAGCCUCAAACUUGUCCUGUAGUAAGUAAGACUAAGGAGGAUGAUGAAAACAUUCCUCUCUCACUCUGUAUCAGAACAAGUGCACAGGAUUACACAGGACCGUCUCAUCUGGUGGUCAGUGAACCAAAAUCCAAUCCUGCUACAGCUCUUGAUCAUGCCCCAUCACUCACACCACCCUCCAGCCCAUCCCAUCAGCCUAAGCAGGAGCUCAGAGGAACAAAGAAGGCAGUGCCAGGUAAUGGAAAAGGGAUGGAUCCUGAGCUCAGUGAAGAAGGUGAAUUGCCCUCAAUAGUCUUUAACAGAGCACCUGAAGAGGCGAGUGAGAACACAAUACCUUGGGAUGCUCAAGAUUCCAAAAGGAAGGAAGGGGUUAUUAAACCCAUAGAGAUAAAUCAUGGAAAUUGGGGUAAAGAUGAAGCUGAAAUUGAUACUACCCAAGUAGCAACUCCAACAGUUCCAACACAACCUGCUCGUUCUGAGAAACCCUACAGCUGUAUGCAUUGUGGCAAAGAAUAUGCCAGCCGCAGUGGACUAAAGGGACACAUGAAAACCCAUAGUGCAGGAACAACCAAUGAGCUGAAUGCAUCAGUUGUUCCACAGUCUUCAGAGGGAAAUUAUAAAGACACAGUGGAGGCUGGUCCUAAUGUUUCCAGUGGCAACCUGCAAGCAGACCUAGAAAAUGCGAUGGAAAAGACUUCAGAAAAAUUGUCUUUAACAGAUGAUUCACCAGCUGGUUCAGCAGAUGGAGGACAGGAACCUGAUGACCGGGCCUAAAAGAAUAUAAAAGAAUGCAGAGGCGUAAUGUUUGUUUUUAAUCAGACAUUUUUUAUUAUUCUGGUGUUAGAAUUAGCUCUUAAACCUGUGGUAUUGUAGAAUAAUAGUGAUUCUGUUAACAUGGUAAUAUUAGUGCCUUUUUCUGAAAGCAAGGCAAUGUUGUUGUACACAAAGCCGCUUGAAAUCAGAUUUCAACAUUCUUAGAAUCAGGAUCAAUUCUUGAUAAAGUGGUAGUAUUUGUAUAUUACAAAUUGUACAAUAUGUUGAUUUCUGACAAAUAGAUAUAAUGCCAGCAUAAUUAGUGUUAAUUGAAGACGAGGGAUUCGUAUACCAUUUCAUAUCAUCGACACUGGUCAACUCUGUAGAGGUCCAAUGUUUUAUUUCUUUUCUUUAUUGGUUUUCUCUCCCCUUACUGUGAUCAUAAUGCUUCUGUAUGUACUGGGCAGUGUUCUAUGUAACAGUGCUGCUGUCAACAUUUAUUCAUUUGGUUUGAUUUCAGUAAUGUUACACUGUAAGAUUUAGUGAGCCAGGUCUUAUUAAAAUAUACUUAUAUUAUUCUGUACCAAUAGUGCACUCUCAGUAUGUCUCAGUAUGCAGUUAUUUUCACUGGAUUCAGUACUUUUUCCAUGUCCAUAUUUUUACUUUAGUAAUGUUCAACGUUAUCCAGUUGAUGUAGUUGGAUCAAAGUUAGAACAUAUACACAAGAGCGGUUUUUGGAAGCAUGUUUGACUUGAUGAUGAAAAUGGUUAUUGUUAAAGGCAGAGCGAUGACCUGAUGACCUCUAUCUACAAGCACCCUGAUUUCAUUCAUAGUCAUUUAAUUAGUUUGCCCAAGAUGGACAUUUAUUUUCUCUCUUUGAGUUACGUGAGAAAAAUGCUGCCCUUUGUCAGUGCCUCUAUUUUGCUCUGACCUCUUUGCUCACUUGAUUUUUUUUUUUUACUUGGUGUGUUCCCCAUCGCUGUUGCCUUUAAAUAUUUUUUACUUAAUUGUUUUACAGGUUAGGAAUAAAAGCCGAAUGAAUGUCACGUCAUUCAGACAAA